AUGUCUCCGCUGUGUAGCAGCUGGAGUCGAGUGUGCGGCAAUCAACCGCCAGACGUCGAGCGAAAUCCCACGAAGUAUCUUGAACAGCGUCUAGCGGAGCUCCAGCAUGGAAACGCCAAACAACACCUCGGACUUAGCAGCCCUAAUCCCAAACACGAAGAAAUGCUGGAUAUUGUAGCAACAUCCAUCACCGACCACCUCACCACGAAUCUCUUUUACUCCCAACCAGUGUUACAGCACCGCGCAAAACUCUUCUACCCCUCAGAGAGACCCCCACUCAAAAUCCCCAUCCAGGGCGUCUAUUAUGAUGCCCACCCAAGAUCUGCCGGACAGGAGUACGCAACCCAAUUCUCGCACUUUAAUGCUGGGAAAAUGCCCCUCGACGUGGCAAGACGCCUGUUCGAAAACUACAAGGAUAAUAUCCUGCCACGGUUCCCUUGCUUCGUUGAAGCUGAUCUUACCGAUAAAUUUAGCCAAUUCUACCAUGGCUUUGCUGACGAUCAAACACGAUCAAAUACUACCCACUUCGUGAUUACUGUCAUUUUGGCUAUUAGCUCUCUGUCUUCCAAACGCCAUGACUUUCGAAAAGUUGCCGCAUUAACCGAAUCGUUACACGCUGACGCAAUGCGACAUAUGGGUUUCCUCAGCGACGCAUCAAUCACGUCCCUGCAGUGCCUCCUCCUCCUCAUCCAGCUAGCCUUGCUGUUUCCACAUACCGGGAAUCUGUGGUAUUUGAGCGGCGAAGCCAUGCGUAUGGCCGUUGGCCUUGGACUUCACCAAGAGCCAGAUUCGACCAUAGUUUCAAGCUCUAUUCACGUUGAGUUACGCAGGCGUAUUUUCUGGGUGACUUAUCAACUAGACCGAACUGUUGCAAUCGCCGCGGGGUGCCCUAUCGCGCUCGCUGAUGAGCAUAUUACGACACAGCUGCCUUUCAAUGGCGGUCGUGCGAGUGCUCGUCUGGACAGACCUAUUCCCGGAAUGUCCCAUGCACACAAGGAGAAGCAGUUCUUGAUUCAAACGCAAAUGUGCUUGGUUCAGUCUCAAAUCCACGCGGUUCAAUUCUUCGACCAUCCUAUACCGGACCACAUCUCUGACUAUGAGUCAUGGAUUCAGCAAACAGAAGAGGCUGUCCUGAACCUGGUCCAGCAUGUCAAAGCGGACGGCGUUGCCACAACAUGGCUUGUAUCUGCAGCUCACCAAUGCCAGGUUUUACUUCACCGGCCCUGCUCUAGAAAUAUUGCAGUGUCAGAGUCAUCGCUCACAGCAGCAGUAUCCGCGUCCAUCCAGCUCAUAAAUACAUCAUUAGAGUCUGCCAUAGCCGGCGGCUUUGUGAUUGUCUUUGAGCUAGCCAAUAGCGCCUUUCAAGCGGGAAUGGUUUUGUUGUAUGCGUUGAGAAACCAUGCCAACGAAGUACAACAAGCAUCUCUUGCCAGCGAUUCUCAAAAUGCCCUAGAUGGGCUAGUGCAACUUUUUGCUACGCUGUCUAGAAGGUGGCCCGCGCUGUCUGACACAGCCCACUACAUCAAAGAGCUCGUGGAAACGAACCUUCGAAAUCCCAUAGGGAAUCAUGGAUCUGAAUAUGACAUGAAUGUGCUCGAGGAACUGGAUUGCUUGGUUACUCAGCGUCGGAUCCACAGCAUAUAUCAUCGAAACAUACUCCUCCUAGACCCAAACGGUACUCCCAGGUCUGAAGCAUCAGCUCAGAUCAGUCCCGGAUUUCUCAACGAUGAAACUUGGUGGCGCGACUUUAUCAAUGAGGAUUUCGACAUGGACGAUCAUGGCGCCGAUGCCGAUGGAACAAGACUUGUCACCUCCUAG
This is a messenger RNA of Ilyonectria robusta, 1818 nucleotides long. RefSeq names its product fungal-specific transcription factor domain-containing protein. Gene Ontology annotation, molecular function: zinc ion binding; sequence-specific DNA binding; DNA-binding transcription factor activity, RNA polymerase II-specific. The coding region runs from base 1 to 1818 and encodes 605 amino acids. The record is from RefSeq and is a predicted model, not a curated record. Gene Ontology annotation, biological process: positive regulation of transcription by RNA polymerase II; DNA-templated transcription. NCBI's taxonomy places the organism in Eukaryota, Fungi, Ascomycota, Sordariomycetes, Hypocreales, Nectriaceae. The transcript is spliced from 5 exons.